Molecule: messenger RNA, 1041 nt
Organism: Penicillium taxi
Lineage: Eukaryota; Fungi; Ascomycota; Eurotiomycetes; Eurotiales; Aspergillaceae
Product: NAD(P)H-dependent flavin oxidoreductase
Exons: 1
Coding region: 1-1041 (346 amino acids)
Molecular function (GO): nitronate monooxygenase activity
Source: RefSeq, a predicted model, not a curated record
AUGUCAAUCCAAACACCACUAUGUUCACUAUUGAACAUCGAACAUCCAAUUCUCCUAGCCGGCAUGGCCAAAGCCUCAGGAGCUCCACUUGCAGCAGCAGUUUCAAACGCAGGCGGACUAGGCACAGUAGGCGGCUUGGGAUAUACACCACAGCAGUUAUCUGAAAUACUAACUGAACUUAAAUCGCUACUACGGGACCCAUCGCUCCCUUACGGCGUGGAUCUAGCCCUUCCACAAGUUGGCGGUGGAGCACGUAGUACCAAUCAUGACUAUACACAUGGCCAGCUGGACGAACUGAUCGAAGUGGCCAUCGCACAUGGUGCAAAGCUGUUCGUGUCUGCCGUUGGCGUGCCUCCUGAGAAGACAAUUAAUCGGCUGCAUGAGGCUGGGAUCCUCAUCAUGAAUAUGGUCGGGGCUCCAAGGCAUGCGGAGAAAGCUUUAAUGCGAGGUGUGGAUAUUGUUUGUGCUCAGGGAGGUGAGGGGGGCGGACAUACUGGGGAUAUACCUUUCUCGGUACUGAUCCCUGCUGUUGUUGAUGUGGCAAGACGAUUUACGAGUCCAUUGACUGGACAGCAGGCUCUGGUUGUUGCUGCUGGUGGGAUUGCUGAUGGACGAAGUCUGGCUGCGUCACUGAUGCUUGGUGCAUCGGGGGUCUGGGUUGGAACGAGAUUCGUGGCUACUAAGGAGAGUGGCGCGAGUCGCCUGCAUAAGGAGGCUGUUGUUGGGGCUGGAUAUGGUGAUACGCGCCGCACGCUGGUUAUUUCUGGACGGCCCUUACGUGUACUACCGAAUGACUACGUGAAGGAGUGGGAGAGCCGGCCGGCAGAUAUUAUUGCUUUGACUACGAAGGGAGUUGUCCCGAUGGUGCAUGACUUAGAAAAUGAGAAAGAUGUCGAUAUGCCUUUCAUCAUGGGAGAUGUCUCGGCUAGUAUCAAGGACAUCAAGCCAGCCGGAAUUAUUGUGCAGGAGAUGGUUCAGCAGGCCAUACAGGUGCUGAAGGUGGGCAAUGCGUAUAUUACGAGUGGUCAAAGCAAGCUUUAG